AUGGGCAGAUAUCAAAGAAAGACUUCACGACAGAGUUGGGACCCAGUUGCAAUGGCAAAAGCAAUAGACGCAGUGACAAAGAAAGAAAUGGGAUGGUUAAAGGCGUCCAAAUCUUUCGGUGUUCCAGCAACGACUCUUAGAAGGCGGAUUAAAAAUCAAAUGGGAGCUAAUAAAGGAUACCUGGGAGGACGUAAAACAACUUUCACCCCAGAAGUUGAAGAAGAAAUUUUGGAACAUAUAAAGAGACUUGAAGAAAUGUUUUUUGGUAUAACCAGAAGAGACCUGCGGAAACUUGCCUAUGAUGUUGCUGAGAGAAACGGAAUAGCACACAAUUUCUCUAGUAAGGAACAACUAGCAGGAUGGGAUUGGGUGAAAGGAUUUCAGUCGCGUCAUCCUACAAUUUCACUAAGAAUACCAGAAGCUACAUCGGCAGCGAGGGCACGCGGAUUUAAUAAGGUCGUAGUUAGUAAACAUUUUGAAAAUUUGUCACUGGUAAUGGAUAAGUACAAAUUUGAACCGUCAAGAAUUUGGAAUGUGGAUGAAUCUGGACUAUCCACUGUUCCGUCAAAGAACUCCAAAAUAUUUGCAACAAAAGGGAGAAAGCAAGUAGGUGUUCUGACUAGUGCAGAACGUGGCCAACAUGUGACUGUGGUUUGCGCUAUGAAUGUUAUUGGAAGCUAUGUACCUCCAGCUCUAAUUUUCCCACGAAAAAGGCUAAAAAAUGAGUUAAUGGACGAUUCUCCUCCAGGUUCUGUGGCAUUUGCUCAAGAAAAGGGUUGGAUGACGGGACCAGUUUUUUUGCAGUGGCUUGAUCAUUUUGUAAAGUAUGUUAAGCCAUCACCAGAAGACAAAAUUCUUUUAAUAUUAGAUGGUCAUGGCAGUCACAAAAGCCUUGAAGUAUUAGAAUUUACUAAAAAACACGGAAUUAUUUUAUUCUGCCUACCACCUCACACAACCCACCGCCUUCAACCACUGGAUGUGACAUUUUACAGUUCGCUUACAAAUUACUACAACAUUGAACUGGAAAAAUGGUUAAAGAAUCAUCCUGGCAGGAUGGUUACACAUUUUCAAGUGGCUAGUAUUUUGAAAAAAGCAUAUGCUCAAGCCGCAACAAUAUCUACUGCAGAGAAUGGUUUUUAUCAAACAGGAAUAAUUCCUUUAAAUCCCGACAUAAUUCCUGAUUGGAUGUACGCUGCUGCUGAGCCAACAAACAUCGAAACAGAAAAAGUAGUAUUAUCAAAUACAGAAUCUGACAACUUUUCUUCUCAACCGUGCAGCUCAAAUAUGGCAGACGAUUCUGGAAAUUUGAAUCCAGAAAAAAAUACACUAAAUGUUCAAGAAAGGUCAAGCCGAGGGUCAAGCUCAUUAAAUGUUUCUGUAGAGGAAAUCUAUCCUUUACCCAAAGCUCCUGUAGAAACCCAAAAUCGAACCCAAAGAAGAAAAGGAAAAAGUGGAAUAAUAAAUGCUACACCAGAAAUUGUGGAGGCAAAGCGUUUGCAUGCUGAAAAAGAAGCUAAAUCUUUAAGAACGGCUGGUAAAAAGGCGUCAAAAAAUUUAAAGAAUGUUUUUGAACCUAAUGAAAGUGAUAACUCAGAAGAUGACCCUUAUGGAACUGAUGAUGAAUAUGGAGACACUGUCUGCAUAUAUUGCAAUGAACUGUUUAGUCAUUCUCGUCCAAAAGAAGUGUGGUUGCAAUGUCAAAAGUGUCUACAAUGGUGUCAUAUAGACUGUGCUGGAGUCUCAUCGAAGACAAAGCGAUUUACUUGUGAUUUGUGCAAAUGA
Messenger RNA from Zophobas morio, 1782 nucleotides. RefSeq lists its product as uncharacterized. The record is from RefSeq and is a predicted model, not a curated record. The coding region runs from base 1 to 1782 and encodes 593 amino acids. Lineage: Eukaryota; Metazoa; Arthropoda; Insecta; Coleoptera; Tenebrionidae. Gene Ontology annotation, cellular component: nucleus. Gene Ontology annotation, molecular function: DNA binding. The transcript has a single exon.